AAUCGGUCAACAAGGAGAUGUUCGAGCACAUCAAGGAUCUUGUGGAAGCGGAUGAUUCGGGUCCAAGGGCGUGGAAACUACUACGUGAUGUGGUUCAGCCCAACACUCUCCUGAUGGUGAUCGUGCUCGAGAAGGAACUUGCUGCCAUCUCCAUGCAACCAGGGGACGAUGUGAAGCCGGUCCUUGACAAGAUCAAGGACACCUAUGCAAGGAUGGCAGCAGCGGGCAGCAGUGUAUCUCAGCUGCAGCAGUAUUUGUGAUAAUAGAUCUUGAGAAGAUCU
Messenger RNA from Closterium sp. NIES-67, 281 nucleotides. The record is from the annotation of a GenBank genome assembly. Lineage: Eukaryota; Viridiplantae; Streptophyta; Zygnematophyceae; Desmidiales; Closteriaceae.